Messenger RNA from Kuraishia capsulata CBS 1993, 618 nucleotides. RefSeq lists its product as uncharacterized. NCBI's taxonomy places the organism in Eukaryota, Fungi, Ascomycota, Pichiomycetes, Pichiales, Pichiaceae. Gene Ontology annotation, molecular function: 5-formyltetrahydrofolate cyclo-ligase activity. The record is from RefSeq and is a predicted model, not a curated record. Gene Ontology annotation, biological process: tetrahydrofolate interconversion; folic acid-containing compound biosynthetic process. Gene Ontology annotation, cellular component: mitochondrion. The transcript has a single exon. The coding region runs from base 1 to 618 and encodes 205 amino acids.
AUGUCGAAAAGAGAAGUCAGAAAACACAUCAGAAAAGUUCUCAAUACCCUCAGUGAUGCGCGACUGGAGUCUCAGUCGACUUGUGUGGCUGAACAGCUCCGUGCGUUAAAGUGCUACAGAGAGGCCUCUAACGUGUCUGUGUAUCUCAGUAUGCCAAAGGAGGAGCUGCGAACUCUCCAAAUACUGGCAAACGCACAUUCAGAUGGGAAACGUGUGUUUAUUCCACGGAUCACAUUGAGCAAAGAAAAUUCUAAUUAUAUAGGCGACCGCAGUGACCAUUUGACGAUGCUGCUUCAAUCAGAAGCUCAGAUAGCACAGCUAAGGCCUCGUGGAAAAUACGCCUUGCUAGAACCACAAAACUACGAGCCAUCGCUAGAUGCUGCCAACUGCGGUGGACUUGAUCUGGUGGUGGUGCCUGGGAUGGCAUUCACACAAAACGGUGCACGAUUAGGUCACGGAAAGGGUUAUUAUGACGACUACAUCAAGAGACACGAGAUCAUAACCGGUAGACGACCUGUGUUGGUCGGGGUGGCGCUACAGGAGCAGAUUCUUGAGUCUCUACCGUUAGAGGGACAUGAUGAAAAACUUGACUAUGUUCUUGUGGCAACGAAAAGUUGA